Helianthus annuus (common sunflower) is the source of this 1309-nucleotide messenger RNA. Its product is annotated as exopolygalacturonase. Gene Ontology annotation, biological process: carbohydrate metabolic process. Gene Ontology annotation, molecular function: polygalacturonase activity. The transcript has 4 exons. The record is from RefSeq and is a predicted model, not a curated record. Lineage: Eukaryota; Viridiplantae; Streptophyta; Magnoliopsida; Asterales; Asteraceae. Bases 1 to 1188 code for a protein of 395 amino acids.
AUGACUGUCUCCUUCAUCCACCUCCUUCCGUUGCUGCUAUCCGUAGCCGCCGCUGCAUUCCGACAUCACACUCCGGCCACCUUCAACGUUUUAUCCUACGGUGCACUGCCCAACCGAAUCACCGACAGCACCAAGGCGUUUCUUGGAGCAUGGUACGAUGCAUGUGGACGUGAGGGUGGCGGUAGGGUUUUGGUACCGCAAGGUACAUAUAUGAUCGAUUCCGUCGUGUUUGCCGGACCGUGUAAGGGACCGAUAGAUUUUAUUAUAAAGGGCUCGCUUGAAGCUUCAAGUAAUCCCAAAAAGUUUUUUGUUGAUCAUUGGAUUGGUUUCCGAUAUGUUGAUCGACUGAGGGUCGGAGGCGGUGGUUUUUUGCUCGGUCACGGCGGCGCUGCCUGGCAUCACAACGACUGCGCCACCAAUUCACGGUGCAGGCCUCUACCCGUUACGAUGCGGCUUGAUUUUGUUACCAAUUCAAUAAUAAGCGACAUCCGAUCAAUCAAUAGCAAGAACUCUCAUUUCAAUCUAUUCGCAUGCCACAACUUGAACAUGAGCAACAUUCGGAUCAGCGCCCCAGAAGAUAGCCCAAACACUGAUGGCAUACACAUCGGGAGCUCGACCAAAAUCAAAAUCCGAGACUCUAUGAUAAGUACCGGUGAUGACUGCAUAUCGAUUCUUUCUGGCAGUCAUGAUAUAGAAGUCACAAGAGUCCAUUGUGGGCCAGGACAUGGGUUUAGCAUCGGUAGCUUAGGUGGGUCACACUUCAAAGAAUUUGUAACCGGUAUAGUCAUACGAAACUCGACAUUACACGGGACUCAAAACGGUCUAAGGAUCAAAACAUGGGCACCAUCUAUGCCUAGCCUUGCUUCGGAUAUUAUAUUCGAUGACAUCAUCAUGGUAGAUGUGAGUAACCCGAUUUUUAUCGACCAACAAUAUUGCCCGCGACCUCCUUGCAACCUAAAGGCACAAUCCAAAGUUCGAAUAAAGAAUGUAACAUUUAGAAAAGUGCGUGGCACAUCAAGUUCUAAGGUUGCAGUUAAGAUCCAAUGUAGCAAACAUGUGCCAUGUCAAGGUAUUAACCUCGUGAACAUUAACUUGGCGUAUCGUGGUCCAGAGGGACAGGUGGAGUCAUCGUGCUUCAACGUUCAAGGAAAGUCGUAUGGCCUGCAACUUCCAUCGGGUUGUCUAUAGAACAAGAAGUUUUACUUGUUAGUACAACCUGAGAAGGUUUUUAAAGUUCUUUCCGGUUGUUCAUGUAAAUGGAAGUUUGUAAAACUAUGUAAUGGGGCUCUAUAAAUCUCUAAGCUAGAGA